Messenger RNA from Homarus americanus (American lobster), 2976 nucleotides. Its product is annotated as protein bunched, class 2/F/G isoform-like. The record is from RefSeq and is a predicted model, not a curated record. Lineage: Eukaryota; Metazoa; Arthropoda; Malacostraca; Decapoda; Nephropidae. The transcript has 5 exons. Bases 313 to 2976 code for a protein of 887 amino acids.
UACGCCAUCUAUAAAAGUUCAUAGGUAAACAAAUGAGACAAAUUCACUGUCUAUACGCUCACUUAUUUGUGAAGUUUUAAGGGAAGGAGAAUUUUUUUCCUUGGGGGUGUUGAUUAUGUUGUGGGCAAUGAUGGGCAGGUGAGAGUGAGUUAUGGUGAGAGUGACGGUCAUCUUGGUGACGGGACCAGUGGUAUAACUUAUAACUCAACUUGAAGUAGUUUUUCUUCCCGUCUGGCCAAGUUGAGGUUAUUACUUGGUCUCUUCUUCCUCAUAUCAUUGUCGAGUCUGUGAUUUAGAGAUAUAUAAUACAUUAUGGCAUCCAAUAUGAACGAUCACAACAGUCAGUUACUGGAUAAGUGUAGUAAUAAUGUGAUCAACCUGACGACCAGUGAGACUCUCAGGCUGGAUGGUGACAGGAGUAACCUCCACCUUCAGGCUGCUACUGCCGCCGCUGGCAGUCAGGCCUACCAGAAGAAGAAAAACUCCUCCUUCCAGAUCACCAGUAUUACUUCUCGCCUCAGCAACGAUGGAGGUGAGGACAGUGCCGAUGACACUGAAGACAUCUCGGACAUAAUGGACAGCUCCAAGGUCACCGACUUCGACCAAGAGACGCCCAGUUUCUCCGAGGACUACUCCAAGUCCGAGGAGGUGUUCUUUGGCCCGGCCCCAAUCAUCCCCACCAGCUCCCAGUACGGCAUAACGGCACUCGUCCAGCAGACGGGCUCCGGAGGGGUGAUGACGGCCAUGUUACCUCAGGGAGUAACCGUCAACGUGACCGAGGGCGGCAUAGCCCUGGCAAAGGCAGAUGGGGAAUCGGACGAUGUUAAUCACUGGCAGAAUAGGUUUAAGAUCGUUAAGAUAGACUCUAAUGAACCAUUUAAGCGAGGAAGGUGGAUCUGUCUCGACUUCAUGGACUCCCCGGCCGUGUCGGCCGCUGCCGGCCAGAAGAAAGACGAGAGUUCCGUGGUCGUUAACAGUGUUAAUCUCAAGGAGAUGGAUGCCGGAGACCACCAGCCGCAGACCGUGGUACAGCUGUCUGUGCCCAUACCGCAGCAGACCCAGACCGGCCAGACCCAGCCCCACUCCAUUGCUGUGCCCGCCCAGUACCAAGUGCCGCACUCCUCCCAGGCGUCCACGCCCAUGGUCCCGUCGUCCCAGACCAACCAGAGUGGUGUGCCCACACCACACAUGUCGGCCGCUCCUCAGGGGACCCUGUCGUACCCUCCGCAGGCCUCUACCAUACCGGGACAGUUACAGCCGCCCCAGGGUUAUGCCCCUACUGCUCAGACGCCACAGGGGCAGGCGGCCUCGGUCCAUCCGUCUCCCUCGGCUCAGACGCCUCCCCAAGCCCAACCUCCCAUGCAACAACCUCUACAACAACAACCUCUACAACAACCUCAACCUUCCCAGCCUGCUGUACAGACCACCCUGCAGGCCACCACCCUACCACAGUCAAACCUACAGCCGGGGAGCGUCGCCCAACCCACCAUCCAGCCAGGGAUGGUGCCCUCAGGGUCCAUCUCUCAGCCGCCCCAGCACCAGCCGGUACAGGCCCAGUCUAGCAUGCCGCAGCCCACCAUCAACGCCCAGAGUCUGCCCGGCCAGAGUGUUCAGCAGAGCGUACAACAGCCGGGGGUGAUGGGCCAGGCCGGGAUGCCGACGCAGUCCCUCCAGCCCAGCGUGAUGGGCGGCAUGACGGCCCAGGGUCUGGGACAGUCGGUGGUGACCCACCAAGGUGUUCCCUCACAGCCAACGACUGUGAUGAGUCAACCCCAGGUUGGAGUGGCACAGCCAAAUCUUCCACAGCAGAGUGUGGGUCAGCAGAGUCUGGGUCAGACAACCGUCGUGCCCAGCGGACCACCGCCCCAGCAGCUGACUCAGACGUUACCUCCGACGACCAUGACGGGGUCGCCCCAGAUACAGCAGGUGCCCACGUCCCAGCAGAUUCCGACGGCCCAGCAGUUGCCCGUCACUCAGCAGAUAAGCAGCAACAUAGUCCAGGCUGCGGUCCUCACUCAGGCGGCCGUCGGUGCCACCCAGCAGAUGUCGGCGGCAGCCCAGACCGGCACCGUCAAGCCCUCGACGGUGUCGCAGGUCAGCCUCGGAUCUCAUCCCGGCACGGGGGCGGCACCCACACCCGCGACCACGCCGGCUCAGGCCCAAGCUCACCACACUAUGGGUGCGCCCACGGUGCAGCCCACACCAUCGGCCGAACAACAGACCUCACAACCACAACCUCAGCCAUCACAACCACAACAACCCCCGACCAACCUGGAAGGAAUCCCACCCGGCCAACCCAUGGACGAGGCGGCCAACGCCACGCCUCCAGCAGCAGGUGGCGGCCAACCCGACGACAAUGAAAGUCGCACUGAUGUACACAGAUCUUCAGUACCAUACAGUCCUUAUGAUGGUACACAGAUCUUCAGUACCAUACAGCAGUCAUAUGAUGUUUGCACAGCUCUUCGGUACCGCCACAGUCCUUAUGAUGGUACACAGAUCUUCCACGGUACCAUACGGUCGCUUAUGAUGGUACCACAGAUCUUCAAUCUUCAGUACCAUACGGUCUAUGAUGUUACGCAGAUCUUCAGUACCAUACAGUCUGCCGCCGAGUAUUUUAGAUCAUCAGUACCGCCUGGUCCUUAUGAUGGUACAGAUCUUCAGUACCGCCACGAAGUGCUUAUCGAUGUCGCCUGUUGGUACACAGAUCUUCAGUACGCCACCGUCCUUAUGAUGGUACACGCUCUUCCAGUACCGCCACGGUCAUAUGAUGGUACACAGCUCUUCAAUGCCAUACAGUCCUUACCAUUGUUGCAGCUCUUCAGUACCAUAGAAGUCCUUAUGAUGGUACACGAGACUCUUCAGUACCAUACGAAGUCCUUGCUGAUGAUCUUCAAUUUGCCCACAGUCCUUAUGAUGGUACUGGCUCUUCAGUACCAUACAGUCCUUUAUGAUGGUACCAGAUCUUCAGUACCAUGA